Molecule: messenger RNA, 3003 nt
Organism: Eurytemora carolleeae
Lineage: Eukaryota; Metazoa; Arthropoda; Copepoda; Calanoida; Temoridae
Product: protein bicaudal C homolog 1-like
Cellular component (GO): cytoplasm
Molecular function (GO): protein binding; RNA binding
Source: RefSeq, a predicted model, not a curated record
ACAAACCGAGGAAACCAGCUGAAACUAAUCAUACAGUUAGUUUUACUCCUCAGGGGUUAGGAGAGCCAGGAGAAUAAUGUGUUCUCAACAAAUAUUCGUGAAAGAUUCCGUAGUUCUUUUGAGUUCAGAUUAAUUGUAAAUAAAAUUUAUUUAAACAUGAACCCAGGGAAGAUCUCUCCGCAGGCCGGAGAAGAGUUGAACCCGGAGUUCAAAGAGGAUUUCUUCCACCCAGAGUUCAGAGAAUGUAACACUUGGAGAUAUUUUUCCGAGUGGAGAUAUUCCCGUCAGUUUUCUCAGAUAUCUGAGAGUAGCGGUACAAGUGCAGGAACAGUUCUUCAUCCCUCCCAACUAUCCUCUGUAGAGGAUUUAUCUAUACUAGAGCAGGAGUUUUCUUAUGAGGAGAAGUUCAGAGUUGACCGGCGCAAGCUAGAACAGAUGAUCAAUGGAAAAGGAGAUGAGAUAGAUGGAAGCGCACCUAGAGAAACAGCAGAAAAGUUCUUCGAAAGAGUUGGAUUGGAGACUAAUACUUGUAUCAUCUGGCCCUCCAGGCUCAAGGUUGGAGCUAAGAGUAAAAAGGAUCCUCAUAUCAGGGUUGGAGGAGACAGGGAUGGAGUCAAGAGAGCUAGAAGAUUAAUAAUUGAAACUUUGGAUACUAGAUGUCUCAGUCGAGUAACUUUAAAGAUGGAUGUUAGUUUCACGGAUCAUUCGCAUAUUAUUGGACGCGGAGGAAGUACAAUUAGGAAAGUUAUGGAUGAGACGAAAUGUCAUAUUCACUUCCCUGAUAGUAACCGCAGCAGUUCAGUGGAGAAAUCAAACCAGGUUUCAAUAGCAGGUGGAGUUAAUGAAGUUGAACGAGCCAGAGAACUCAUCCGAGGUCUUACUCCAAUAAUAUUCCAGUUCGACCUUCCUGUCCAAUCCAACCUGCUCCCACACACCGACGGCAGCAACGUGUUCAUCAAGACGAUCCAGGACCGGUAUUGUGUCCUUGUCUCCGUCAGGCAGGUUGGAAAGAAUCUCACGUCCUUCGUGUCUGUCAAGGGUUAUGAGAAGGACUAUGAGAGAGUGAAGGAAGGAACUCUGCUCCUGAUCAAGAAAAUGUUAACAUGUCCUGUUGACGAGGUUUCAGUGUAUCUCUAUAUACAUAUCUCCACACACCACCAACAUACUGUAUUUGGUGACAACAAUUCAAACCUUCUGGCGAUAGCAGAGAAAACCGGGACACGGAUAAACUUCCAGGAUACUGUAAACACACCCAGUUCCUCAUCAAGACGAGGAGGUGUCCGGAUAUCUGGAAGUGUUGACGGAGUUUUCUCCGCUCGUCAAAUCCUGGUCGGAUUCCUUCCCGUGAUGCUCAAGUUUGAUAUCAGUGGUGAUGCUUUUAUCGAAGAUUGGAAGCUUCUUAAAGUUCAAACCGAGAAGGAUGUGUCUAUCACCAUAAAACCUAGGGUUAAACAGGAAACACAAACGGUACUGAUUAGAACAGAAGAGAAGAAUUCACAAGGUUUAUACACUGCUAGAAACCAGAUUCUAGUGUUCUGUCAGGACCUGGAGACCUUCCCGGUGUCUUCAGACAAAUCAACUCAUCUCAUGCAGAAACAAACUAUUCAUCCUACUCAUCCCAAACCUGGAGAUUCCAUGAUUCCAACACAGAAUUCUAUAUGUAUUCCCUCUGCUAGAGACGUGAUAAACCUGUCUCAGAACCCUGACUACAAUCCUUCCCAAAAAGAUGUGAAUAUUACAUCCUUUAAUCCUUCUUAUAAUGGUCUGGGUAGGCUAAUGCAGCCACAUAAAGUGCAGAUUCAAGCUAUCCUCAAUUCUUCUCGGAGUAAAGAUCCUGUCUGGAGAUCUGGAGAACCUCAUCUUAGAAAUUCAAUCCAAGGAGUAGGAGUAGGAUGCUCUCUACUCUCUGCUACUCCUAGAGCAAUUAUUGGAAUAAAUAAGGAUCAGAAUCUGGGAAGUUCAAGGGAGAGUUUAGAGGAGAAAGAUGAUGUGGUUGGGGACAUGGCCAUUUAUCUUAAUCAGUUCUCAAUCAACAAGAGAGGAGGGGGAGGUUACGAAAGAGGGCCCGAUGGAUUAAGGAGCGUAGAUGGAGCAGGACGGAUGAUGGAGGGAUCAGGACGGAUGUUAGAGGGAUCAGGACGGAUGUUGGAGGGAUCAGGACGUAUGAUGGAGGGAUCAGGACGAAUGUUGGAGGGAUCAGGAAGGAUGAUGGAGGGAUCAGGACGGAUGUUGGAGGGAUCAGGACGUAUGAUGGAUGGGUCAGGACGGAUGAUUGAGGGAUCAGGACGGAUGUUGGAGGGAUCAGGACGGAUGUUGGAGGGAUCAGGACGUAUGAUGGAUGGGUCAGGACGGAUGAUGGAGGGAUCAGGACGGAUGAUGGAGGGAUCAGGACAGAUGUUGGAGGGAUCAGGACGGAUGUUGGAGGGAUCAGGACGGAUGAUGGAUGGGUCAGGACGGAUGAUGGAGGGAGCAGGACGGCUGGGGAGGGAAGGACGGAUGAUGGAUGGGUCAGGACGGAUGAUGGAGGGAGCAGGACGGCUGGAAGUCUGCUCCGGGUGGAAAGACUAUGAAGCUAAACGAUUGCUGGCAUCUAAAGCCAAGUCCUUGAAACCUACUGGAGAAGAACGUACUCCUACUCAGGCCUGGGCUGGGUUAGGAUUCUCUAGCUCUAUGCCGGAUGCAGUUCUCAGAGAAAAGCGAAGAAACGAGCAGAGCUAUAGAAUGAACCAAACCAGAGAAAUAUCCUCUAACUCAGAUUGGUUUUGCCAAUCCAACACAUUCGAGUCACUCGACGAGGUCAAUGAACCGGUCGACGAUCUCACCAUUCUUCUUCUUCGGCAUGGGCACUCGAAAUAUAUCGAUACUUUCCAGCGGCAUGAGAUCGAUCUUGAAACAUUUAUUAACCUGACUGACGAGGAGCUCAAGGAGAUCGGGAUAACAACUUUCGGAGGAAGGAAAAAACUGUUACUCCUGGCCUCCAAGAUCAAGAGCAGCAGUGGCUGA